Messenger RNA from Platichthys flesus (European flounder), 826 nucleotides. It is a transcript of the gene atoh1c, whose product is annotated as atonal bHLH transcription factor 1c. The record is from RefSeq and is a predicted model, not a curated record. The transcript has a single exon. Gene Ontology annotation, molecular function: protein dimerization activity. Bases 40 to 588 code for a protein of 182 amino acids. Lineage: Eukaryota; Metazoa; Chordata; Actinopteri; Pleuronectiformes; Pleuronectidae.
GAUCGAGUUUGGCUUCUGGGGAAAGUUUGAGUGACAGCGAUGUCGCCGCGUAAAAGCUUGUUUGCUCCUUUCAUCACGAUGGAUCCGGAGCGAGGGUCCGGCCCCGGGUCCGGGUCUGGCCCCGGGUCCCCGGCAGCUUACACCGACCUCCACGCUCUGCUGCAGCGGAGCCGAGCGCAGGAGCGAUCCGGCGAGGAGCGCACCAGAGGCGGCUGUGACCACAGGGAGUCUCCGUGCGCCAUCGUGGAGCUGCGGCUCGGAGCCGCCGGCGGCGCGCUGCACUACCUGCAGCCGGACACGUGCACGCUGGAGCGGGCGCAGAGGAGGCGGCGGCUGGCUGCUAACGCCCGGGAGAGGAGGAGGAUGCUCGGGUUGAAUGUCGCCUUCGACCGGCUCCGGAGCGUCAUCCCCAACAUGGAGAGCGACAGAAAGCUGUCCAAGUCCGAGACGCUCCAGAUGGCGCAGAUCUACAUCAGCACCCUCAGCGAGCUCCUGCAGGAGGAGGCCCGCGAGGAGCCCGCACCCAGCCGCACCCCUCGGCCCCCGGGGGCCUCGCUACCUUCUCAGGGGACCACGGUGCACGCGUGAGGGACCUUCAUGCGCGAGGAGCCCGGAGGAGCUCCGAUGGGGACACGAGGGACCGAGAGACAUUUAAAGACUCAAUGAAAGUGUGGAACUCUUCUGAUGCACUGUGUGUAAUGACUUCUGGACAAAGCUCUGUCUGUAAUGUUUUAUUUUACAUGUUCGAGAAGCCUUGUCGAUAACUUUAAAUAUAUAUUUUUGCAGAAAACAAAUAUUGUUCAACAUUUUUUUCCCCAAUGACCAA